AUCAAGUUUCAUCAAACCUUAAUACAUCCUGUGACUCUUCCUCUGACAUUAUCAAAUAUGGGUGUACUUGAAAUCAUAGUCAGAGUAACUUUGGUGACUGUACUUAUCAAAUUGGUCAUGGCUACAGAUCACAUUGUUGGAGGACCAAAUGGAGGGUGGGAUACAAGCUCAGACCUUCAAUCAUGGGCAUUAUCUCAGAAGUUUUCAGUUGGAGACAAUCUCAUUUUUCAGUAUCCACCAAAUCAUAAUGUGAUUGAAGUUACUAAGGCAGAUUAUGACUCUUGCCAAUUAACAAAACCAAUUCAGACCUACAUUGAUGGCAAGACAACCAUUCCUCUUACUUCACCAGGAAAAAAGUACUACAUUUGUGGAACAAUUGGACAUUGCAGCACAGGAAUGAAGGUUGAAAUAGACACUACUCUAGCCACUGGUUCAUCAUCACCAGUAGAAUCUCCUUCACCACAAGAAAUUCCCAUCAUUCCCUCUCCAGGUCCAGAGGGACUAACACUAACCCCUUCACCAUCAGCUGAAUCACCAAGUUUUGGUGUUCCAUUGGCAUCAUCUCCAUUGUUGGAUACACCUCUUGAAACUCCUACACUCUCACCAAUGGUUCCUUCCACUGAAUUUACUGGUUCUGCUGCCUCACCUCUCGAAAACCAUUCGGUAGACCAGCAAGAUUCAUCAUCAGCCAGCAAAGUCAUGCAAGCGGCAGUGCUAAGCUAUUUAACAAUGAUUGUGGCCUUUUAAGGAUGAGAAAUGUUCACUCUCUACCAUUGUUUGCUGUUAUUUGUGCUUAUUAUUCUAUGUUAAACUAUUGUGUUUGGUGUUUUUUCUUUGUUCUAUUGGUUAUUUGCUGUGGUUGAAAUUUCAUAAAGAUUAA
This is a messenger RNA of Arachis stenosperma, 880 nucleotides long. RefSeq names its product uclacyanin 1-like. Bases 58 to 747 code for a protein of 229 amino acids. The record is from RefSeq and is a predicted model, not a curated record. The transcript has 2 exons. Gene Ontology annotation, cellular component: plasma membrane. Lineage: Eukaryota; Viridiplantae; Streptophyta; Magnoliopsida; Fabales; Fabaceae. Gene Ontology annotation, molecular function: electron transfer activity.